Anguilla anguilla (European eel) is the source of this 3908-nucleotide messenger RNA. RefSeq names its product prolyl 4-hydroxylase, transmembrane (endoplasmic reticulum) (gene p4htm). The coding region runs from base 936 to 2228 and encodes 430 amino acids. Gene Ontology annotation, cellular component: endoplasmic reticulum. Gene Ontology annotation, molecular function: L-ascorbic acid binding; procollagen-proline 4-dioxygenase activity; calcium ion binding. Gene Ontology annotation, biological process: peptidyl-proline hydroxylation to 4-hydroxy-L-proline. Lineage: Eukaryota; Metazoa; Chordata; Actinopteri; Anguilliformes; Anguillidae. The transcript is spliced from 10 exons. The record is from RefSeq and is a predicted model, not a curated record.
UUCAAAAUAUCUCACUAGAAACGAAGUCAUCGGGGUGCGAGAUGCUGCAGUUGUUGGGGCAAUGGCGUCUUACAUGCUUAAACAAGUAAGCUGCGGCGAGACUAGUGAUGGAGUAAAAUGAUCAUCCGUUUAUUCUGUCAUUUUGAGAUCAAAUCCAUCUUCUCAGGAGGAAACGCUUGUAUAUAGGAAAGCUAACGUGAGUAGCUUGACCACUUGUGCUGAGUUUUUGUGAUGCACAGGAUACUGACAGCUCAAAUCGCUACGCAAACAAUAACAAUAAUUCGAUGUCUACAGAUCUUAGCUAGCUUGUUAUCUUUCUGGCUGUUCUGUUAACGUUAUCGUGUUUGCUGCAUAUGUGCUUCGUCUAUGGAAGCCAAAAGCAUCGCGAACGCUCUACCGAAUGGGGGGAGUUUGUGUAUGACAGCGUAUACUAGCUCUCAUGUCUUGGUUACUUAGGUAGCUAGAUGCCUAAGAACUAGGAUGAUUUAUUAACGUUACAGAAAUGAAAUAAAAAUGCGCCGGCUAGUUUAACAAGGCAACAUGUGCCGUUUCGUUCAGCAAUCCACAUUGUUGAUUAGCGAGGGUAAUAUCAAAUCAGCUUGAUAGAUAAAUCAAAGAUAAUAAAAUAACACCCUGUCCGAACAUAUAUUGUUUGCUGGCGUUAGCUGAUGAAGAUACCAGCUAACUAUUAUUAUUAAUUGCUAGACUAACUCUUUAUCUAUUAAUUUUGGCAGUUGGCUUACAUUACAAGCUGCCAGUUUAGCUUGCAGGAAAAUGAGCCAACAUGGGUUGCUAGCUAGUGGUAGUUAGCGAGUUAAGCCCAUUUUAUUCGCUAUUUCCACCUUUGCCGCACUGUUUGAUGACAGCACGGGAAACGAAGCUACAUCGACUAACUCGAUAUAAUCCAAAUAUCUAGACCAAAAUAAAUACGUAUCAUGACAACGAUGAUGGAACCUCAGAAAGAUGUCCCGGAGGAGGAUACAUCGCCUUCCCUCCCAACCUUGUCCAGAGAGCGCCACCCGCUGCAGAAGAACCCCGGAUACAGACGGACUCUGCACCUUCCGCGGAUUGAGGGAAUAAGGGUUGGACACAUCCAAAAAGUGUCUCUGGUGCCGAACAAAGUCCAUGAGAUGCGGACUCUGAGCUUGAAGCCUCUGCUUUUUGAGAUCCCAGGCUUCCUAUCAGAAGAGGAGUGCAGUGUGGUGGUGCAGCUGGCUCAGCUGAAGGGCCUGACGGAGAGCCAGGUAAUGGUGCCUGAGGACCAGGAGGAGUUGACCAAGCAGCUGGACCUCAGUCCAGAGGAAAUCUUCAACCUGUUGGACCUCAACCAAGAUGGUCAACUGCAGCUACAAGAGAUUCUGACCCAUUCACGUGUGCGGGACGGGAUCUGGCUUACUCCAGAGAGUCUGAGAGAGAUAUACGCAGGGCUCCAGGCAGACCCAGAUGGCGAUGGCUUCCUUAGCCUGGAGGAGUUUAAACGGCUGAGCAGUAAUGCUUUCCAGCGGUUUCUGCAGCAGCGUGGGGUGAAGAAGAGCCAGCUGGUGAGGAACAGCAGGCACACAUGGCUGUACCAGGGCGAGGGGGCACACCACGUUCUGCAGACACUCAGGAAGAGGGUCACGCGUCUGACCCGAUUGCCGUCCUCCAUAGUGGACCUGAGUGAGCCCCUGCAGGUGGUGCGCUACGAACAGGGGGGUCAUUACCAUGCCCACCAUGACAGUGGCCCGGUGUAUCCCGAAACUGCCUGCACCCACACCCGUCUGGCAGCCAACCACUCAACCCCCUUUGAGACCUCCUGUCGGUACAUCACAGUGCUGUUCUACCUGAAUUCUGUGGAGGGGGGCGGAGAAACCACCUUUCCUGUGGCUGACAACAGGACAUAUGAGGAAGUGUCUCUGAUCCAGAAUGAUGUGGACCUUCUGGACACACGAAAACACUGUGACAAGGGCAACCUGAGGGUGCAGCCGGCCAAGGGCACAGCGGUCUUCUGGUACAACUACCUGUCUGACGGCAAAGGUUGGGUUGGUGAGCAGGAUGAGUACUCCCUGCAUGGUGGCUGUGUGGUCACCCGUGGCACCAAGUGGAUCGCCAACAACUGGAUCAACGUGGACCCGGACUACCAGCGCCAGGUUCGGUACCAGCAGCUGGUGUCCCAGCAGCAGCGUUCAGAGACCCACAAUACCGAGCAGGACUCUGCCCAACACAACCACCUCCACCAGGAUCUAUAGCACCUCCCCCUCAAUGUGCCCAAUGUGCACCUCCCCUCAACGUGCCCCACCAGAACCUUGUAACAUGUCCCUCCGCCUAAUGUAGCUCCUCCUCCUAACCUCCUAAAUUACCCCAGUACCCCACACCAGGACCUGUGGCACUUCCCCCAAAAACAGCACACCCCCACCCAAACCUCACCAAACCCGAUAAAGCAGGAUAUGAAGUACCUCUCCCUAAUAUAGCACCUCCCCCUAAAUGUUUCCAAACCCCCUUUCCUGUUGCCUCUUUCCCUGCCUGUACUAAAGGGGUUUGUUUUAGCAGUGUUGGAAUUUUCUUCCCACUUAGAACCACUGUGAAACACACAAUGCAUGCACAUACCCCUGGGAGCAAUGGGAUUGCAGACUGGAGGCCCAUUACUGAUGUAUCAAGUUUGUAUCAAGUGUCCCAGCUUCGUCCAUGGCAGGCUUUAUGAAUGACAUUAGUGCACCUCUUCUCCUGAUUCACAUUUACCAAAGGAACUGUACUGCACUUUCUUUUUCUCUUCGCUAGUGUUGUUUUCUGGGUUAUGUGUUUAACUUAUGGCUAUGCUCAGGGGUCUGCAUGGAGUGAGGAAUACGAUGUCCGCCUUUCACGUGCAAACCUUGCACAUGCAUGCACAUGCAGAUGCACACACACGCAAGCAUGCACGCACACACACACACACACACACACAUACAUAUACUUAUGCACAAUGAAGGAACAUGAGGACAUAUAGGGAUAUGUUGGGAGCUUUGCCCCUAAAAAUUCCCUGUCUUUGACCUGCCUGAGAUGCACAGUAUAGUUCAGGAGACAGGUGGGUUUGAGUUUAUGCAACUAUAAAUAAUAAUAAUAAUAAUAAUAAUAAUAAUAAUAAUAAUGGCCAUGGUAAUCUCAUCCUCUGUUUUCCAUUUCAAGUUGGUGUCUUAUAAAUCCUUUAACUAAAUAUAUGUACUAUACCUCCUGUGGGGAGCUUUGCAUGAAUCGCCUCCAUUUGGGCUGUGUACCCUUUUGUAGUGAUGUGCAAAAUUGCCUCCUAACUGGGCCAUUGCCAUCUGAACUGCAGCCCCCCCCCCCCCCCCCAUACAAAAAAAGCACCCCAGUUGCACUGCAUUCUUAGAUCUUUCUCUUCUUUUCAUGUGGAUGCUGUUUCCGAAAGUAAUGCUGAAGUUUUGUCUCCUUUGUGCCUGUUUUAGCCAUUUGAUACAUGAUCACAGCCUUGGUCGUAGUGCAUUUUGACACACCUGAACUGUGAUGCAUGUCCAAGCUCUUGAACUUGAUGUGCAAAAUUUAAACUCUUUGUAAAGCUAUGACGAGAGGUCCACUGACCAAAAGCUUAGCUUGUUCUUAAAAUUUUUUUCAAAAUAUUCAGUGUGCAUGGAUCUUUUUGUUCUCAUCAGAAUUUAAACCCUCUACACUGGUCACAGUCCUUAGUUUCUUAGAAGCCUGUUUACCUGUCAGUUGAAUCAAAUGUGUCGUCAUCUUUUUAGCUGUACUUGGGAUGGUAUUUAUAAUUGUUAUGUAUGUAUCGUAGUUAGUUAUUUGAUCACACUACUUGUGUUGGUUUGACAAUGCACUGAAUCACUUUCUUUAAUGCUAUACAGAAAAUUCAAAAUUGGAGUAAUUUAUGAAAUAUAGAGCACGUGCUCUUAUAUUAAGGUUAAUAAAGGAAAAUGUUUUCUGAA